AUGAUGAGGCGAGAACCCAUAAGCCCCUUCGUCAUACAACUGUACGACUGGUUUGAACAUCCUAAAACAUUCACUCUGGUUAUGGAGUACCCGGAACCCUGCGAGAGCUUGCUGGACUUCAUCACUCUUCAUCCUCGACUGUAUGAACCAGCAGCACGGGUCAUCAUGCAACAGGCUGUGCUGGCAGUGCAACACUGCAUCGAGCAUGGUGUUUUCCAUAAUGACAUUCAUGCAGAGAAUUUCCUGUUGAAGAAACACUCGUUUGACCUCAAGCUGAUAGACUUUGGAUGCGGUCAGCUAUUUAGUAGUGAUGGCUACGAGAGCAACAUAUACAUUGGAAUACAGGACCACUGCCCACCUGAAGUCUUGACAGAACCUCGAUUCCACGCCGUCCCAGCAAAUGUCUGGGCUCUAGGAGUGUUGCUGUACAAGAUGUCGAACGCAUGUCGUCCUUUUUGUAAUAGAACGGAAAUCACACACGCCAAAGUUACAUUUCAGAACUCCAACUUAUCCAAAGAGUGCAGGGAUCUGAUUAGCCAGUGCCUAGCCCGGGAUCCAACUAAACGCCCGACGUUAGAGCAGAUGUUACAACAUAAAUGGAUUAGUAAUGAUCUACUGUAGAUUGAAGAAGUGCAGGAGAUUCACUCGAUCAGUUUCAGGUGUGAGGAAGUGUAACAGACAGAGUAGGAUUAUUAUCUUUU
Rhinichthys klamathensis goyatoka is the source of this 701-nucleotide messenger RNA. Its product is annotated as serine/threonine-protein kinase pim-1-like. Lineage: Eukaryota; Metazoa; Chordata; Actinopteri; Cypriniformes; Leuciscidae. The coding region runs from base 1 to 621 and encodes 206 amino acids. Gene Ontology annotation, biological process: negative regulation of apoptotic process; protein autophosphorylation; regulation of mitotic cell cycle. Gene Ontology annotation, molecular function: ATP binding; protein serine/threonine kinase activity. Gene Ontology annotation, cellular component: cytoplasm. The transcript has 3 exons. The record is from RefSeq and is a predicted model, not a curated record.